Messenger RNA from Perca fluviatilis (European perch), 2409 nucleotides. It is a transcript of the gene srfb, whose product is annotated as serum response factor b. Gene Ontology annotation, molecular function: protein dimerization activity; DNA-binding transcription factor activity, RNA polymerase II-specific; serum response element binding. Gene Ontology annotation, biological process: positive regulation of transcription by RNA polymerase II. The transcript is spliced from 8 exons. NCBI's taxonomy places the organism in Eukaryota, Metazoa, Chordata, Actinopteri, Perciformes, Percidae. Bases 464 to 2224 code for a protein of 586 amino acids. The record is from RefSeq and is a predicted model, not a curated record.
GCAUUAUUACUCCGCUGUCGUAAACGCUGUUAAAAAAAUUGAUGUUUUUAUGCAUCCCUAAACGACGAAAAUAUCAAUAUCGCGGUAUUGGUGGAGUAAAAAUGAGCAUUCAGACGCCGACAGGCCGACACUAGCGUUAUUUCCGGUUUACAAUGCGGACUACGUGACAUGGCGGAUUGACAUCGAGGGCGCUCUUCGCGUUUUCCUUUUUGAGAAAGUGCUCAGAGUUUUGGAAAUAGAGGAGGAGGGUGAACCAUACUGAGCCAGGAUUGAGGGGUCUUAGGGCCAGCAUCACUUUUGAAAGUUUGUCUCGGUAAUUUCCUGGAGUCUCCAAACCUCCAACUGGUCUGGUUUGUUUACAUUUUGGCCCAGGCGUGUAUGCGUUUUAUCAGCCAUUUAGCCUACUAGACAACGCGCUCCAGCUCUCCUGGCUGGUGUUUCGAGACUCGGUUCAGUAAAUAGAAUGUUACCGAGCCGGGUUGGAUCGGCACCAUCUGGAAACGGGUCACCUUCAGGCAGAGGUAACACAGGACACGGUUCGGGGAUUGUCGGCAGCGGGAUCCGUCCCGUUUUGGUCAGAGCAGGGCUAGCUUUACAGGGGGUCAGCGACAGUACCGGGCGACAGGGGGAAAGAGACUCCGUCGGGAUGCUGGGGGCUAAUGGUCCAGGGGGUCCGAGAGGUGCGAGACCGGGGAACGGAACUGGGGUGACUCCUCUACAGACCGCCGUCCAGGGCAGCAUGGUGGGGCUAAACGCGGGAGUUGUGUUGCCUCACGGAGCCAGGUUCAACCCGGACAGAGAAAGUGCUCCUAUGUGCAGCGGCUCGGACAAUGACUCUGACUCCGGAGAUGAUGAUGACCCAGUGGGUUCACUCGGGGACAGCAGGAGAGGGGUGAAGCGGGAGAGAGGGGAGAUGGAAGCUGCGGUGACGGGGCAGGAGGUGGGAAUACCUCCCGGAGGUUACGGCAUGAUACCCGGAGGGGUCGCCGGGGCCAAGCCAGGGAAGAAAACACGUGGGCGAGUAAAGAUAAAGAUGGAAUUUAUUGACAACAAAUUGAGACGGUACACCACUUUCAGCAAGAGGAAGACUGGUAUUAUGAAAAAGGCCUAUGAACUCUCCACCCUGACGGGAACCCAGGUUCUGCUGCUUGUGGCCAGCGAAACGGGUCACGUCUACACUUUUGCCACCCGCAAACUCCAACCCAUGAUUACAAGUGAAACGGGCAAAGCUCUGAUCCAAACAUGCCUCAACUCGCCGGACUCGCCGCCGCGCUCUGACCCCUCCACGGACCAGCGCAUGAGUGCCACGGGCUUUGAGGAGACAGACCUCACCUAUCAGGUGUCUGAGUCGGAGAGCAUGGGCGACAUAAAGGAUACACUGAAGCCCACGUUCACGGUAGCUAGCCUACCAGGCAGCACCAGCAGCGCCCAGUGCACCGUACCCACCACCUCCACCACCAUGCAGGUGAGCAGCGGCCCUUCGUUUCCCAUCACCAACUACCUGGCGCCCGUCUCGGCCAGCGGCAACAUCAGUGCCAACGGCACCGUCCUCAAGACCGCCGGCGCCUCAGGAGUCAUGCAGCUGCCCGGGGGCUUCACUUUCAUGCCCGCAGGCACUCCUCUCCCCCCCGGCACCCCCACCAUUCCUCUGAGCCAGCUGCAGCAGCACUCCCUGGCCCUGCAGGGGCAGCAUGGUCAGACCCUGGCUGCCGCCCCGCAGUCACAGCAGGGACAGCAGGCUGUCUUCCGCUUCCCUGCUGCUGUCUCCCUCACAGGAGCAGGGGUUCCCCAGCAGCUCCAGGCUAUCACGGUACACCACAGCACCCAGUCCACCUCCAACAGCGACAGCAGCCUUGACAUCUGCCACACCUCCACAAACUCCACCGCGACGGUCAGUCUCCCAGCAACCAUCGUCACCUCGUCGGUGCCGACGUCUGUCGCGGGUCACAUGAUGUACCCCAGCCCGCACACAGUGAUGUACGCCUCCACGCCGGGGAUGGCUGACGGGGGGCUGGCCGUGCUCAACGCCUUCUCCCAGGGCACGUCGACCAUGCAGGUGUCCCACGCCCAGGGCCAAGACUCCGGCGCUGUCCCUCAGGUGUUCCUCACAGCACCUCCAGGCACGCUGCAGAUCCCCGUCUCUGCGGUGCAGCUACACCCAGUACGGCAAGAUCUGCAUUUUACAAAUGGUGAUUGGCCAGCAGUCGAGCGGCAGCAGCAGUAACCUGACGGAGCUCCAGGUGGUCAACUUAGACGCAGCACAGAACUCAAAGGGUGACUGACAGACGGCUGGAGCUGUUUAACACGGCAGAGCCAGGAGACUGACUGACUGACACAUAUACAUCUCUAUUUAUUGAUGCCUUCCUACAGCGUUUCACAUUACACUUCUGAAUGUGACUUAAAAUUUAU